UGGUACCUAGCCAUAUAAAUAUAUACUUCAACCUCCAACUGCCCGCAUCAACCGAUUCAACUCCCGACCCAACUCCUCAUCAGGUGCUACAUCGUUAGUAUUUAGCUGGCGUCGAUUCCUCAUAAUUGUAUUGUAUUUUCCUUCUUAAAAAUGAAUCAUGCCUCACAAGGAAGAAGAUUAUACCGAGUUCACCCCAGAUCUUUACCCCCCUUUUCCAGACAAUGUCCCCACAGUAGAACUACAGACCAUCACAUUGUCAAAGAUACUAAGUGGUGGAGAUGCAGCAGAACGAGAUCGCGUCUUCCAAGCUUGUGUCGGUCGCGGUUUCUUCUAUCUCGCCCUAGAAGGAUGUGAAGUUGGCGAGACUAUUCUAAAUGGCGCCGGCCGAGUGGCGUUAACGGGUGAACGCGUCUUCAAGUUGCCAUUCGAAGAAAAGAUGCAGUAUAAAAUGGCCAAAACAUUGUUCGGCUACAAGCAAGCUGGUGCAACUGCAGCCGACAAGAAUGGCGUUCGAGAUACGGCGGAAUUUUUCAACGUCGGCAAGAAUGAUAUGAUCGUUCCUAAUGAUCGAAUGGGACGACCGUGGCCUUCGGCGAUUCUGGACGCGAAACCGCUCCUGGCUGAUUACAUCAAGAGCGCGCAUUCGGUUGGUUUGACAAUCCUGGCUAUACUUGCUGAAAAGCUCGGUAUCGACCCCUCUGAGUUCGCGAAUCGCCACAGAAUUGAGGAACCUUCUGGUGACCAUAUCCGUAUCACAAGAGGUCCACCACGUGAGACUGAAGAGCUACCUGAAAUCCAGACGCCGUCACACACUGACUUUGGGACGAUCACUAUUCUUAUGAAUUGGCUCGGCGGACUUCAGGUUUGGUCAGAAUCGUCUAGGAAGGCGCAGAUAGGUCUUGACGAGCCGGAUGUGCCAGGCGAAUGGUUAUGGGUCAAACCGAAGAGAGGUUGCGCUAUAAUUAACCUAGGAGAUGCUGCUGUUAGGUUUACUAAUAGCGUGCUUUGCUCCGGUCGCCACCGCGUGAUCCCCUCUCCAGGAGUACAAGGGCGUUGGCCGCGAUACAGUGUCGUGUACUUCGUCCGACCGGAGGACCAAUGUACAAUGGAGAGGCUCCAAGGAAAAGGCGUUCCUCAAAUUCCCGAGGAAGAAAGCGAAAAGCUUACAGCACAUGAAUGGAUAUUCAGACAAGCUGCAUCAUUAGGAAACCGUUUCGACAAUUGAGAAGGAAACGAGGUAUAUGAAUAAGUUUUAACAACACAUCUCGAUAAUCCGACAUGGGCGCAGGACCUUGCUCUAACUACCUGCCACAGGCUUCUGUCGAAGCGAAGUCUCGCGAUGCGAUGACAAAAUUGUUGUAUAAUGGACUCCUGAAUACGCGUGAGAUUGUAACAGCUGCAGGGAUUCCGGGGUUUAUAAAUGAGCGGAGAGUGAAUUUUGUGGGGUUUGUACGACUUGAGAUGAGUUUUCGUUUGCGCAAAGUGAGUCUGUCACCUAGACAGGAGACAAGACCCUCGGCGCGUCUGUAAAGUACGCGCAAUAAUUUCCUUAACUCCGCUUAGGCAUGUCAAUUGAAUGUUAAACAAGAUGGCUUGCUCAUAGUAAA
Messenger RNA from Hypoxylon trugodes, 1607 nucleotides. RefSeq names its product putative oxidoreductase. The transcript is spliced from 3 exons. NCBI's taxonomy places the organism in Eukaryota, Fungi, Ascomycota, Sordariomycetes, Xylariales, Hypoxylaceae. Gene Ontology annotation, molecular function: dioxygenase activity. The record is from RefSeq and is a predicted model, not a curated record. Bases 158 to 1225 code for a protein of 355 amino acids.